AUGCCUCCUAGGACUAGAGGAGCUGCGAAAAAAAAUCCAGCUGCGAAAAAUAAUCAAGCUGUGAAAAAAAAUCCACCUAGUGGUCCUGCUCUUACUUUAGAUCGCACAAGCGUCCUUGUCGUAGAUCCCCCAGCGCCGGGCCAGGUAACCUAUCCAAGUCGCUGGCCAAGUAAGACUGUGGACAGCGCUAACGGCGUCAACCUGCCCAAUAAUUGGAGAACUGAUGCAGACAUAAUUCGAGCAUAUGGAGCGCUCAACUUACUCCAGUCUACAAGAUAUCAUUGGCUAACAGACGAUUGCCUCACCUAUGCUUUACUUCAAUUAACCACGUACAUACCCGAAGUCGUGGACGACGAUAUCACUAUUCUAUGGCCGGGUGCUAAUAGUUAUUUCGGCAACGAUGCCACGGGUUGGUCGAAUUUUUUAAAUGGAACCCGCUGGAAUAGAGCUUUCCCGCGUCGGACCAAGGAAAGAAUACCAAUUAGGAUCCGAGAAAUAUUUGACAAACCGUAUGUGUUCUGGCCUGUGGAUGCGGGAGAUGAUGAUAGACCCCAAUGGGUGUUAAUUAUCAUCUACCUCAGCCGUAGGACGAAUCCGACCACAGGGCAACCAGAUCAAUUCUUUGAUGUCGCCGAGGCGAUUUCUAUCUGUGACCCAGAUCCAGACGAUGUUGGCGCAAGAAAACAGUUGGUCUAUCAGAGGCUAGUGCAAGUGUUAGACGAGUGCGGAAUCAUAGCCGGCCCCAAUUACAACCAAAAUACUAUAGAACUGUGGCAUCCACUGGCGUGGCCGGUCCAGCACCGCCUCGAACUUGGCAAGGAGCGUGAAGAUUUCUCUUCGGGCCUGCGCUGCUUCCACAUAGCGAGACAGAUGAUUGACCGCCUGGUUUAUAUUUAUUCUAGUACCCCCCAGGAAUACCACGCGAGAACUUUCUGGGCACCCACCAGUGGUUGGUUCAACCCGGACGCCGUACGGGCCGAAAUGAUCAGCCUCAUAGCCCAGGACAUUAAUGGACGUAUGGAAUACAAGACCCGUAUAGCUAUAGAGCCUAUCAGGAGUAUGGAAUACAGGUCAACGGAAAUCCGCCUAGAAGAUUUGGAACCUAAACUCGAUGAGGAUUUAUAUGUGCCGGAUAGUAGGGACAUUAACGGAUGGCCUAUAUCUUGGGCGCCGCCCGCCCGAGCUGACUUAAACGUGGAUCUAGCACCGGAGAUAGAUGAUGACGAGGCUUUUGGUCCGGUCAUUGGAGAUGGAGACGAUGGAGAUGAUGGAGAUGAUGAUGAUGAUGAUGAUGAUGAUGAUGAUGAUGGAGAUGAUGGAGACGGCGGAAAUGGCGGAGGUGGUGGAGGUGGUGGAGGUGGUGGGGGCGGUGGAGGCGAUGGAGGCGAUGGAAAUGGCGGAGGGGGUGGAAAUGAUGGUUAUGGUGAUGGUGAUGGAGUCGAUGGAGACGAUGGGAAUGAUGGGAAUGAUGGGAAUGACGGAGAUGACGGAGAUGACGGAGAUGAUGAUGGUGAUGUGGACAUGGACGACGACGAGGUCGAUGAGGAAGAAGAUGGAGGAGGAGAUGGUGGUGCGGAUGGUAGGGAGGUAGGUCAAGGUACCGGAGUGCUCCCAGAAAACAGACCCUCUGGCCCAAAUAUUCCGACCACAACCCAACCUGGAAUAGAUAACCAACGUCCUCAACAGCAAAUGCAGGGAGGGGACGACGGAAGGACACAGGGUACAGGAGAAGUUGAAAACGAGGAAACCGGAAAUAACCUUCCUCAGCAAAGCGGGCCCGCAAAGACAACAAGCCCGGUCGGUCCAGAAGUAGAACAGGAUGUUGGAGGGGGGGAAACCAGUAGUGCCCCCACCCCACGUCCGCCAUUCUCGGGGUUGGAAGAAUUAUUUGCGUCUCCAGAACCGCCUCCGAACCCUUUGACAUUGAAAGGAUUUUCCGAGAAUAAACGGAGGGUAGAUGAAUCGUUUUCAGAUGACGAUAGAGAGACGAAGAGACAAAAAACUGGUUGA
Messenger RNA from Annulohypoxylon maeteangense, 2010 nucleotides. RefSeq lists its product as uncharacterized. Lineage: Eukaryota; Fungi; Ascomycota; Sordariomycetes; Xylariales; Hypoxylaceae. The transcript has 2 exons. Bases 1 to 2010 code for a protein of 669 amino acids. The record is from RefSeq and is a predicted model, not a curated record.